Rhopalosiphum padi (bird cherry-oat aphid) is the source of this 381-nucleotide messenger RNA. RefSeq names its product histone H2B-like. The record is from RefSeq and is a predicted model, not a curated record. Bases 1 to 381 code for a protein of 126 amino acids. Gene Ontology annotation, molecular function: protein heterodimerization activity; structural constituent of chromatin; DNA binding. Gene Ontology annotation, cellular component: nucleosome. Lineage: Eukaryota; Metazoa; Arthropoda; Insecta; Hemiptera; Aphididae. The transcript has a single exon.
AUGGCUCCGGGAGGUAAAUGUGCUGGAAAGGUGAUGAAAAAAUCGUCCGACAAGGCCCAAAAGAACAUCGCCAAAUAUGACAAGAAGCGCAAGCCAAACAGGAAAGAAUCAUAUGCCAUCUACAUCUACAAAGUAUUAAAACAAGUACACCCCAACAUCGGCAUCUCAUCUAAAGCCAUGAAUAUCAUGAAUAGUUUGGUCAACGAUCUUUUCGAGCAAAUUACCGACGAAUCUAGUCGACUGACUCACUACGACGAACGUUUGACAAUCACCAGUCGGGAAAUUCAAACUGCUGUCCGAUUAUUGUUGCCCGGUGAAUUGGCUAAGCACGCAGUCAGUGAGGCUACCAAAGCUGUCACCAAAUACACCAAUUCAAAAUAG